Messenger RNA from Cygnus atratus (black swan), 912 nucleotides. RefSeq names its product NME/NM23 nucleoside diphosphate kinase 6 (gene NME6). The transcript is spliced from 6 exons. Gene Ontology annotation, biological process: UTP biosynthetic process; GTP biosynthetic process; CTP biosynthetic process. Lineage: Eukaryota; Metazoa; Chordata; Aves; Anseriformes; Anatidae. Bases 63 to 623 code for a protein of 186 amino acids. Gene Ontology annotation, molecular function: nucleoside diphosphate kinase activity. The record is from RefSeq and is a predicted model, not a curated record.
CGCCCCGGCCACGCGUCAGCCGUCACGUGGUCGCGCGCCCGGCAGCGGUGGCGGGGGGCGCGAUGGCGGCCGCGAGACGCUGCGGGAGGCCGCUGCAGCUAACGCUGGCGCUGCUGAAGCCGGACGCCGUGGCCCACCCGCUGGUGCUGGAGGCCGUGCACGAGAUCAUCCUCAGCAACCGGUUCCUCGUCGUGCGCGCCAAGGAGCUGCGCUGCGGGCGGGAGGAGAGCCGCCGCUUCUACCGGGAGCACGCGGGGCGGUUCUUCUACCAGCGGCUGGUGGAGUUCAUGGCCAGUGGCCCUAUGUGGGCUUAUAUCUUGGCCCAUGAGAAUGCUAUCACCCUCUGGAGAACCCUGAUGGGACCCACCAAAGUAUUCCGAGCCCGAAACAGUGUCCCAGACUCCAUCCGAGGAGCUUAUGGCCUCACUGACACCAGGAAUACCACUCAUGGCUCAGAUUCACCAGCAUCAGCCAGCAGAGAAAUUGCCUUCUUCUUCCCAGAGUUCAAUGAAGAGCUCUGGUACCAGCAGGAGGAGCCACAUCUGCGCUGUGGUCGGGUGUAUUACAAUGCAGAGGAGCGUGUUCACUGUGUAUUCAAGGAUGAAGAAACAGAGUUGACCUGAGUUACCUGGGGGUAUAGAUCAAAAGGAUCUGCUGACUUUCUGCAUUUUUGCUGCUUUUAUUUACUAGCAGUAUCCAAAGGUGGAUGUGUUCAUGACUGAGUAUGAAUUUAUACAAGCCUGAAAUCUUGCUGUCCUGAAUGCUACUGACAAUUGAUAUUUUAUUGGUUCCCCAAAUUUAAGUUGUGUGUGUUUUUUCUUGCAACUAUUAAUCAUUUUUUUCAUCUUUCUUUUUACAAUGUGUUUUCUUUAUUGGAUAUUAAUUUGGGAUGUCAUUAAAUGAUAAUUCCUA